AUGUCCGACCUACAAGCCUCACCACCCAUUGUGCUCGGGGCCGCCUACAUCUGCGCAGUCUGGGCUUGCACCGUGAUUGGGGUGCAGCUAGUCGGGAUAUCUACGUUAUUCCGUACAUGCUCUUCUCCACCGCCCCGGCCCAUAUCGCCCUCUUUAGACGACGCCCAGGUGCCACACAUUACAAUCAUACGGCCUGUCAAGGGACUCGAGCCCGGUCUCUACGAUUGUCUCGCCUCCACUUUCCGCCAAGUCUAUCCCCGGCAAAAGCUGAGCCUCCGCCUGUGCGUUGCCUCGCCCGACGACCCGGCCAUUCCUACCAUCAAACGGGUCAUCGCCGACUUUCCCGGGCUCGACAGCCGCCUCCUGAUCGAGACGGAAGAUCCCCGGCUCCGCGGCUCACACGGCGCUCUCGACCACCUGGGGCCCAACCCCAAGAUCAGAAACAUCAGCCGCGCCUAUAGGGAGGCCAGGGGAGACCUCGUAUGGAUUGUGGACUGUAAUGUCUGGGUGGGCAGGGGAGUCGCCGGCCGCAUGGUCGACAAGCUCUGCGGUUUCGGUCCCCGUGGUCAGAUCCACACCCCCUUCAAAUUCGUGCACCAACUUCCGCUCGUCGUCGACGUCGACGUGCCCGACCACCAACCGAUCCCCGAGACCCGGCGGCCAUUGUCACCCGAUUCCGACCCGGAUUCCGGCCUGCGCGACGGGCUUCGCCCCGGCCGUGGUGCGGGGGGACGCCUCGAAGAGAUGUUCAUGGCCACCACUCACGCCAAGUUUUACAGCGCCAUCAACAUAGUCGGCGUCGCCCCGUGCGUCGUCGGCAAGAGCAACAUGUUUCGCAAGUCUCACCUCGAGCGUCUGACCGAUCCGGCGCAGAACCCUAUCCUGUCCCCGGCCGAGGCCUGCCGAGGGCGCGGCCUCGACUUCUUCUCGUCUAUCAUCUGCGAGGACCACCUGAUUGGAGAUCUGCUGUGGCGCUCAUCGCUGCCUGGAUUCGCCAAUCACGGGCUCGUCUACGGCGAUGUCGCCAUCCAGCCCAUGGCCGGCAUGUCUAUCGCCGCCUAUGUUGCCCGCCGGGUCCGAUGGCUGCGUGUGAGGAAAUGGACAGUCAUCGCCGCCACCCUCGUGGAGCCUGGCGUCGAAUCAGUGCUGUGCUGUCUCUACCUGGCCUUCGCCAUGACCACCAUUCCUUGGGUCCAUCUCCACACAGGCCUGCCGCAGACAUGGGCGGCCAUGGGCGCCUUGUGGCUCGCCGCCUUGUCUGUGUGGAUGCUCGCAGACCGGUGCGUCUACAUCCGCUUGCACGCCUGCCGAAGCGUCGAGCGCGACGAUUUCACACCGGCCUUUGCGCGCGGUGGCCAGCACAGGCCGUUUGGGUGCUGGCUACUGGCUUGGCUAGGGCGCGAGCUUCUCGCGCUCCCGAUCUGGACUUGGGCGGUGCUACUGGGGGCGACGGUGAACUGGAGAGGGGAGGAGUUUAGAGUGCGGACAGAUAUGUCCGUCGUGAGGAUAAAUGCCAAACAAGUCGAUGAUUCGUCCCGUGCUGUCCGCUCUGCCAACGGCCAUGCGCAGUCGGAUCGAUGGGGAAGCAAGGAUCGCGUGGACUGA
Molecule: messenger RNA, 1605 nt
Organism: Thyridium curvatum
Lineage: Eukaryota; Fungi; Ascomycota; Sordariomycetes; Thyridiales; Thyridiaceae
Exons: 2
Coding region: 1-1605 (534 amino acids)
Biological process (GO): glucosylceramide biosynthetic process
Cellular component (GO): membrane
Molecular function (GO): ceramide glucosyltransferase activity
Source: RefSeq, a predicted model, not a curated record